GGGUCAAAGUCUUAGCAGCGCAUACUUCUAGGGUGGCAGGAUGUGAAACCCUGGCAUUGGUGAUCAGAAGGUUCCAGAUAUACUUCCCCAUGGCUGGGAUGCUGCAGCUGUCAUGGCUGCUCAUCUUCAUCGUCGUCCUAGUGGAGUUGCAGGGGGAAUCGAGCAAAGCUCAAAUGGCACAGCCUCGCAUGACGUCAGACGAUGGUCAUCUUGUCUUCGUAACUGGUGACAGCAAAGAUAUCCGGUUUCAACCUUCAGCGUCGGGCCGAGUUAAAGUUGGUGAUGAAGACCUCUCUCUCCUUCUGAGUCAGAUCAAAACCAACAAAGAAGACAUUGAUGACAUCAAGUCACAUGGAGGAGGAGUUCCACCUGAAAUUACCAACAAGCUCAACCAACUCGACACUAAGGUGUCAACCCUGGAGGGUCAAGUAACGGAAAUUCAACAGAUUGUACAGCGGGUGUCUUGCAGCAGUAAUCCCUGCCAGAACGGAGGAACAUGUCUGAAUUUGUUGAACUCCUACCACUGUUUGUGUCCCAGCAACUGGGCUGGCCAUAACUGUGCAACGGAUGUGAAUGAAUGUCAGGUGUAUUCAGACACGUUGCAAGGUUGUCAGAAUGGAGCCACCUGUGAAAACAAACCUGGAUCAUUUACGUGUAAUUGUUCUCCAGAGUGGUCUGGGCGGCUCUGUACUGUCCGUUAUGAUGACUGUAGGAAUGCAGGACAGGACCUGUGUGUACACGGUUUAUGUAUCGAUGCAGAUCGGGUGGUACCUGGACAGCCCAAAUACCAGUGUAUCUGUGAGAGUGGAUGGGAGGCUCCGGCUGGAAAUCCAGCAUGUGUGGCUGACGUAGAUGAGUGUAGUCUUCCCUCCAAGCCUUGCUCAACCAACCCUGCCGUUCCCUGCUACAACACCCAGGGCUCUUUCUACUGUGGAGCUUGUCCUGCUGGCUGGCAGGGUAACGGCUACAGCUGUCAGGAUGUGAAUGAGUGUUUGACCAAUAAUGGUGGCUGCUCCAUCACUCCAAUGGUUCAGUGUCUUAACACCAUGGGUUCCUUCCACUGUAGCUCCUGCCCUGCUGGUUAUGAGGGAGAUGGGAGAACAUGCACACCAGUUAAUAUCUGCUCUUCCAACAAUGGAGGCUGUCACCCAUUAGCUACUUGCUCUUCUAACCAAGGUUCCAGCUUCCCAGUAUGCACCUGCCCACCAGGAUACAGUGGUAAUGGUUACGGCCCGACUGGUUGCUCUCAGAUUAGUGACCGCUGUCAAACCAACAACCCUUGUGUCAACGGAGAGUGUGUGAGCACUGCUAGCCCUCCUGGGUACCUUUGUAUCUGCAACUCCGGAUGGCAAGGUCCAAACUGUGACCAGAACAUCAACGAAUGCCUGAGUAACCCCUGUCAGAAUGGAGGAACCUGUACUGAUGGCAUCAAUGGAUUCACAUGCACCUGCACUUCCCAGUGGACCGGUUUGUUCUGCCAGACUCCGCAGCAAGAAUGUGGAGGCCAGCUCACCGGUCCUGCUGGUUCAUUCAGUUACCCGAACACCCCGGGUCACGAUCAGUAUGAUCACCAGGUCAGCUGUGCUUGGGUGAUCCGCACAGAUCCAGAGAAGAUUCUUCGCAUCACUUUUCCUUUCUUUGACCUUGAGAACAGCGCCAGCUGCAACUUUGACUUCCUUCAGAUCCAUGAUGGCGACAGCGCCUCUGCUUACAUGAUUGGGAAAUACUGUGGCCGAAACAAUCCGCCAGACCUUUUCAGCUCACACAAUUCUUUAUACUUUUGGUUUCGAUCCGAUCAUUCUAUCAGCGCUGGAGGCUUCACGGUGGCUUGGCAGUCACAGGACCCAGUGUGUGGAGGUGAACUCUCUGCAGCCUACGGAAGCAUAAACUCACCUGGUUACCCUGGAAACUACCCCCCUAACAGAGACUGCUACUGGAAUGUGAUAGUACAGCCAGGCCUUCUGAUUACGUUUGCAUUUGGUACCUUAAGUCUUGAACACCAUCCUGACUGCAACUUUGACUUCCUAGAGAUUCGAGAUGGCCUUUUACCCGAGGAUCCAGUACUUGGGAAGUUCUGCACCACUGCAUCUCCGCCCCCUCUCCAAACAACUGGCCCGAGUGCAUGGAUCCACUUCCAUUCAGACUUCAGUGUGUCUGACAGAGGCUUCCACAUCACCUACACAACAUCACCAAGUGACACCGGCUGUGGAGGUACAUUUACUGACAGUGAGGGCAUCAUCAUCUCUCCCAACUGGCCCAAUAACUACGCCCACAACCGCCAGUGUAUCUAUCUGAUCCGGUUACCUCUGAAUGAAAAGGUGGCGCUUAACUUCACCCAUAUGGAUUUGGAGAACCACGGCCAAUGCUCUUUUGACUAUGUAGAGGUACGAGAUGGGAGAAUGGAAACCGAUGCUCUGAUAGGGAAGUAUUGUGGCAGUUCCCUACCAGCUCCCAUUGUCUCUUCGUCCAACUUUCUAUGGAUUCGCUUCAAAUCAGACAGUUCGGUUAGUCGCGCUGGCUUCAGGGCUGUCUACGCUGUCGCUUGUGGAGGAACAUUAUCUGGAACUGGACACUUCCAGUCUCCCUACUACCCUAACCCCUAUCCCCACAACAAGGUGUGUGAGUGGGUGGUCACCCAGCCCGAGGGCUACGUCGUCACCCUGAACUUCCUGGCUUUUGACAUCGAGGGCAGCUCCUGCAGUUUUGACUUUGUUGAGGUCAGGGACGGAUCUUCUCCCAGCUCUCCCCUACUGGGGAGAUUUUGUGGUAUUGCGAUUCCUCCUGUUCUCCAGUCCUCACAGAGAUCCAUGUACAUCCAGUUCAGGACUGACUCGUCGGUCAGCAACCACGGAUUUGAAGCAGCUUAUGACUCCGCUAUAGAGGGCUGUGGGGACACCAUGACGACUCCUUCAGGCACCAUCAGAAGUCCCGGUCACCCCAACAACUAUCCCCAUGGAGCUAAUUGUACCUGGUACAUUAGUGUCACACCAGGGAACCUAAUCCGGUUGUCGUUUGAUUCAUUCAACCUGGAAUACCAUACUAACUGUAAUUAUGAUUACCUUGAAGUAUACGACAACGGCACGGUGCAGACUGGAAACAAGAUCGGCAGGUACUGUGGGCGUUCAGUGCCUCCAUCCAUCACAAGCUCUGACAACCAGCUGACGCUGUUGUUUGUGACCGACUCCAGUUUAAACACUGAAGGAUUUUCUGCCAGUUAUGUCUCUAUAAAUGCCACCACAGACUGCGGUGGGACCUUCACCUCCUCUACAGGCUCUUUCAGCUCACCCAACUAUCCACACAACUACCCAAACAGCAGAGAUUGCAUCUUUAAGAUCAUCGUUGAGAUCAACAUGCAGAUUAUGCUGAACUUCACAAGUUUUGACUUGGAGGGCUCACCUCCAUCAUGCAGCUUUGACUUUGUGGAAAUAAGAGAUGGCGGCUUUGAGACAUCUCCUCUGAUUGGUAAGUUCUGUGCCACUCAGAGGCCUCCAGUAAUAGUGUCCAAUAGCAACCGGAUGUGGGUGAGGUUCCGCUCCGAUGCUAUAAUCACACGCCCAGGUUUCAAUGCCCACUGGGAUGGAAGUCAGACAGGCUGUGGAGGGACACUGACUUCUUCAUCUGGAGGGUUUUCCUCACCAAACUACCCUCUGCCUUACCACCCUAACGCGGAAUGCUACUGGACCAUUAAGACCAGUCAAGGCAGCCAGCUCCUCCUCUCUUUUUCUGAUUUUCACCUGGAGUCCAGCUCGUCCUGCUCAUUUGAUUAUCUAGCGGUAUAUGAUGGAAACAGCAGCAGUGCACCAGAACUGGCCAAACUGUGUGGAGCAGAACUCCCAAGCACCAUCAACUCCUCCAGAAAUCAGCUGUUCGUUAAACUUCGCACAGACAGCAGUGUCAAUGCUGGAGGUUUCCUCGCGUCGUACAGCUCCAAAUGUGACAACGUACUGAUCUCAGGCCAGCGCACAGGAGUGGUUGAGUCACCCAAUUUUCCAAAUAACUACCCAGUCAACUCCAUGUGUAGCUGGACCAUCCAGGUCAGCAGUGGAAAUGUCAUCAACUACACCUUCGCUGCCUUCCAGUUAGAGGGCAUCUCCAGCUCCUGUAGUUUUGACUACAUCCAGCUCUAUAAUGGGCCAAACCAGCAAGCUCCUUUGAUUGGAAAGUUCUGUGGGAAUUCACCUCCACCAGCCAACAGCACUUCUGGCUCCGCCCUCACCUUGGUUUUCAGAACCGACUCCAGCAUCUCCAUGUCCGGGUUUCAGAUGAUGUGGUUCCAAAGCGGUUGUGGUGGGGACCUUUCUGGCCCCAGAGGCUCCUUCAGCAGCCCUGGCUAUCCAAACAGGUACCCUGACAACACGGAGUGUGUCUGGCACAUCACCUCAGCCGCUGGCAGCAGCAUCACCCUCACUAUCCACGAGUUUGAUGUGGAAUUCCACCAAGACUGCAACUACGAUGUCCUGGAAGUUUUUGGAGGCCCAGACCUGUCCGCUCCUAAGCUGGCUAAACUGUGCAGCACCACAUUAAACCCAAUGCAAGUCUCCAGCACCGGGAACCUUCUCACCGUGCAAUUUAGUUCUGAUGCCUUUGUCAGUGGUCGAGGGUUCAAUGCAAGCUGGGUACAAGUUCAGGGAGGCUGUGGAGGCCCAGUUACAGCUCCAUCAGGGGAGAUUCAUUCUCCCUCCUAUCCCAACACUUAUCCUAACAACGCUGACUGUUCCUGGGUUAUCAGUGUGGAUCUUGGUCAUCGUGUUCUCUUCAACUUCACUGAUCUGGACAUUGAAAAUCACAGCAACUGCCUCUGGGAUUAUGUGGCUAUCCAUGAUGGUCCCAGCAUAUCAUCUUCUCUGCUGGCCCAAGUAUGUGGCACCAGCAUUCCUCCCCCCAUCACCUCCACCACGAACACCAUCUAUGUUCGCUUUAGGUCAGACUCCAGCCUCAACCAUCGGGGCUUCAGUGCCAGAUUCUCUGAAGCCUGUGGCACAACUAUCUUAACAGAUGACAUUGGAGGGGCCUUUGCAUCGCCACGAUACCCAUCACCCUACCCGCCCAAUCAGGCCUGCAGCUGGAUCAUCAGAGCACAGGAACCAUUCAACCAUGUGACACUGUCAUUCACUGACUUCGAGUUGGAGAUGAUAAACGUCAACUGCUCACACGAUUCUGUGGAGAUCCUUGAUGGCGACAACUCCCAAGCACCAUCUAUAGGAAAAUUCUGUGGCUCUGAAAUUCCCCAUCCAGUGACCUCAUUCAGCAACGCUCUGGUGGUAAACUUCAUCUCGGACUCUUCCGUCUCUGGAAAAGGGUUUCGAACGACAUACUCAGCUUCCACGUCCAGUUGUGGCGGAGAUCUGGUGAUGCAGAGCGGAGCUUUUAACAGCCCUAACUAUCCAGAUGCAUAUCCACCUAACAUGGAAUGUGUGUGGACCAUCAGGAGCUCACCAGGAAACCGUCUGCAACUCUCCUUCAUCACGUUUCACCUGCAGGGAGACUCGAGCUGUCAAAACGACUACCUGUUGAUCAAAGAAGGCAACUCCACCGGACCUGUGGUUGGUCGUUUCUGUGGAAACACUCUCCCAUCUAACUACACAUCUGUGAUUGGGCACAUCCUAUGGGUUCAGUUUGUCUCAGACCAGUCAGUUAGUGGAGCAGGAUUCAGAGCCAUCUUCUCACAUUUGUAUGGUGUUGACGUGACGGGAGAGUCUGGUCAGAUUGCAUCCCCGCUCUAUCCGAGGUUUUACCCCAACAAUGCUGACUACCGCUGGACUAUAACUGUUGAAGGAGGAAGCUAUGUUCAGAUCAGCUUCCUGGACAUGGACAUAGAGGACCUGUAUGACUGCUACUAUGACCAGCUUAAGAUUUUUGAUGGCCCAGAUGUUCAUCACUACAGUCUUGGAACCUUCUGUGGUCUGAACCUGCCGGGUCCACUUAGAAGUUCAGGAAGCACCGUCACCUUACAGUUCCGUUCGGACUCAGUGGUGGCAGGACGUGGCUUCCUUGUGGAAUGGAUGACUGUUCCCAACUCUGGACCACCGCCUACUAUCACACCAGGAGCAUGUGGUGGACAGCUGAUGACAGGAGACGCUCCUGGUUUCCUGUUUUCCCCUGGAUGGCCUGAGAACUACCCCCCUAACCAGGAGUGCACCUGGCUAAUAAGGUCUCCAAACUCUAUAGUAGAGUUUAACUUCCUGUCUGUUGACUUGGAGGGCUCCCCACCCUGCUACUAUGACAGCAUCACCGUCAGAGAUGGUGCAUCCAGUCUGUCACCUGUCCUGGCCAGUGUGUGUGGUCGGGAAGCUCCAAGUCCAGUCCAUUCAACAGGAGAUUCCAUGUUCAUCCACUUCUCCUCAGAUGGCAGUGUCGGCGGCCAAGGCUUUAACGCCUCCUACUCCAAAGGUUGUGGUGGCCUCUUGCAUGUGGACAGAGGUGUGCUGAGCAGUCCUCGCUACCCAGAGAACUACAUGCCUGGUCUGAACUGCAACUGGCAUGUAAUGGUUACCCCAGGCUUUAGGGUCUCUGUGACCUUCCACAGCGUCUUCCAGAUUCAGGGCUACGGAUCUGGAUGCAGCUCAGGAGACUACCUGGAACUCAGAAAUGGUCCAGAUGCUUCGUCUCCACUGCUGAGGGAUCGUGCAUGUGGUUCAAGUCCUCCAGGCCCCCUUCAGACCACUGAUAACAACCUCUUUGUCAACUUUGUUUCUGAUGCCAGUAAUGAAGGCAGUGGCUUUAAGCUGACAUUCGAAGCCCACAGUCAGGCAUGUGGAGGCUUCAUUGAGCUGAGUGAUUUUGACCCCCCUGGAUACAUCACUUCCCCUAACUACCCCCAGAACUACCCCCAGAACAUCGACUGUAUUUGGGUGAUCACUGUGCCCAAUGGGGAAGCGGUCCAAAUCGACUUUGAGGAUGAUUUCUACAUCGAACCCACAACCAACUGUGUCUUUGACUACUUGGAGCUCAGAGAUGGCUCAACAAUCGGAUCCGAUUUGAUUUCCCGGCUGUGUGGCAGUACCCGACCAUCCACACAACAUUCAAAGGGUUCUUCCAUGUUGCUUAGGUUUCGUACAGACACCAGUGUUGCACACAAAGGAUUCAAGGCUAAAUAUUCCAUAGCGAUCUGUGGAGGAACCUACAUUGGUCAAACAGGUGUAAUCCAGAGCCCUGGCUUCCCAGGGCAGAAUUAUCCUGCCAGCUCCAGCUGUGAAUGGUACCUUGAAGGACCCACAGGACACUACCUGACACUGAGCUACGGGAACUUCAGCCUGCAGGAAUCCUCAGGAUGUUCUGCUGACUAUGUGGAGAUCAGAGAGUACAAUGCUUCGGGUCGUCUACUAGGCCGGCAUUGUGGAACUAAUCUUCCAUCUUCCGUUGACACGUCUGACAGUUUUGCUUAUGUGAAGUUUGUGAGUGACUCCAGCACAAACGCAGCUGGCUUCAGGCUGCUGUUUGAGGCGAGCAUUGAAGCUUGUGGAGGACAGUUGAACGCUCCUUCGGGAGUAAUCUCCUCUCCCAACUACCCCAACUUAUAUCCACACAGCCGGGUGUGUCGCUGGGAGCUGGUGGUGACCCCGGGUCGUAGGGUCACGCUCACAAUUGAUGACAUGCAGCUGGAGGGCUCUGGGAUUUCCUGUUCCUUUGACUAUGUUGAUGUGUUUAAUGGUUUGGCUGCUGAUGCACCUCUCCUGCAGCGGUUCUGUGGUUCUGUUCCAGCAGGCACUCAGAUUCAUUCCUCCAGUAACAGCAUGGUAGUUGUGUUCCACACCGAUUCAUCCGUCUCCGCUGGCGGCUUCCUAGCCUCCUACUCCUCUGAUCAACCGGCAGAAUGUGGUGGCCUUCUAAAUAACCCAGCUGGAGGGAACUUCACUUCACCUGGCUACCAAGUGUCCAACUACAGUAAUAACCUUAACUGUGAGUGGCUUAUUGAAAACCCGCGCCACAUCAACUCCUCCAUUGUGGUGAUAAUUGAAGACUUGCACGUGGAGCACCAUCAGACCUGUCAAUCAGACUACCUGCAGUUCCGUUUAGAUGACUCAGACGGGGAGCUGUUAGCAAAGAUCUGUGGACAAACCCCCCCUCAGAUUCCCAUCGUUGUUUCUACGCCGAAGCUUUGGGUCAAUUUUAGGACAGACUCAUCCCAGGGAGACCGAGGCUUCAAGGCCAAGUACUCAUUUUCUGAAUGUGGUGGCUGGCAGACGGGUGAAGGAGGGGUGCUAUCUAGUCCGGAGUAUCCCAACAUGUAUCCAAGUCCCAGUCGCUGUGCCUGGCUGCUCGAAGCUCCUCUUGGCCACACAAUCACAUUAACCUUCAGUUAUUUCAAUCUGGAGCCUCACACCACAUGUGGCUGGGAUUCUGUUACCAUCUUUAAUGGAGCUUCUCCCGGAUCACCAGUGAUGGGCCAGUACUGUGGUAGCACCUCUCCUGGGACUGUCCGGUCAGGGUCCAACAGACUUGUUGUGGUUUUCCUGGCUGACCACAGUGUGUCUAGAGGAGGAUUUUUGGCCUCCUGGUCUUCUGAUUCUACAGGGUGUGGUGGGAUGAUUCAUGCUGAUUCUGGAACAAUUAAGUCACCAAAUUAUCCCCAGAACUUUCCAGCCAAUGUGGAGUGUACCUGGCAGGUCAUUGCCCAUGAGGGAAACCACCUAGAGAUGAGCUUCAGCAAUGACUUUGAGAUUCCAGACUCUACUGGGACCUGCCAGAACAGCUACGUCAAGGUGUGGUCAGGCCAAUCCCAACAAGCUGAGGACCUCCUGAUGACAGGCUGUGGUUCAGUGGCACCAGUAGAUGUUGUUUCACCAUUUAACACAAUCACAAGUCGAUUCCAGUCCUCUGGAUCCCCUGGAAAAGGAUUCUCUGUCUCUUUCAGUACCAGGUGUGGUGCAAACUUCACAGCAUCCAGUGGUCGUGUGGUUUCUCCCAACUUUCCAGCUGACUACCCUAACCAGUCUAACUGCAACUACACCAUAGAUGCUGGAGAGCAGACUGUGAUCAUCCUAACCUUUCAGGUCUUCCAGGUAGAAGCACACUCCACCUGCGUGUUUGAUGGACUCAAGAUCUAUAACCUGGGUGGUAGCACUGCUAUUGCUACGUUAUGUGGUAGCAACAUCCCUGGUCCUUUCUCCACCUUUGGCCCCAUGUUACUCCACUUCUACUCGGAUUCGGUGAUCACCAGCAGUGGCUUCAUGGCUCAAUACACAGCCAUUCCAUGUGGAGGAGUUUUUAACAGCACUGCGGGUACUGUGAGUAGUCCCGGGCUCUCCAUGACCAACUACCACCACAACAUCAACUGUACCUACCACCUCAUCGUCCGGGAAAACAGAGUGAUGGAUCUGAAGUUUAAUACCUUCCAUCUGGAGGCUUCUUCCUCGUGUCUCUUCGACUAUGUGGCCGUUUUUGAUGGACAGAAUACUCUAGCCCCGCUUCUUGGAAAGUUCUGUGGCACAGUGCUCCCACCAAAUCUGCGCUCCUCUACAAACCAUUUGUUCCUUGUCUUCAGAACAGAUGCCUCAGUGAAUGGCAUAGGCUGGAGAGCAACUUACAGUGAAACCCUAGGUCCAGCUCAAGGCUGUGGUGGUUACCUUUCUAUGCCCAUGGGAAUGUUUGGUUCACCAGAUCCAAACCUGGAUGGACGUUAUGAACCCAACAUGAACUGUGUGUGGACCAUUGAGAUGCCAGUGAACAAGGCCAUCAACCUGACUUUCGAGUCCUUUGACUUGGAGACUUCUUCUACUUGUGCCUAUGAUUAUAUCAAAGUGUACGAUGGGGGGAACAUGAACUUCCCUCUGGUUGGGACUUUCUGUGGACUCUCCAUCCCAGCUCCCUUUUUGUCAAGUGGGAACUUGCUAACCAUUCACUUUAAAACCGAUGGUUCAGUACAGAAGACAGGAUUCAAUGCUACCUACAGAGCAGUUCCAUUGAUGUGCGGUGGGACUCUGAACGCCACCGUUUCAGCACAGACCCUGACCUCACCCUCCUUCCCCAGCGCCUAUCCCCCUUACACGUCUUGUCGCUGGAUCCUCGAUGCUCCACCUCAGGAGACCUUGAAACUAUCCGUCCAGACGUUUGUCCUCCAACCAAGCCAGAGCUGCUCUACCAAUUACCUGGAGAUGAAGGACUGGCCUUUGGGAGACUUUGGACAGUCACAUAAGUUCUGUGCAUCAGAUGAUCAUCCGCUAGACUUCUACAGCCACAGCAGAACUGUCCUGGUUCACUUCAGAUCUGACGCCUUCUUCACAGGAAAUGGACUCAGCUUCACUUUUCAGAUAGCUAACUGCAGCAGGACACUUGAACAGGACUUUGGGUACCUGAAGAGUCCAGGAUGGCCAGACAUUUACCCCCACAAUGUGGACUGUACCAUCAUCCUGAAGGCUCCACAGAACAGCUCCAUCUCUUUAUUCUUCAACAGUUUUGAUCUGGAGAGCCACAGCAACUGUAAUUUUGACUUUCUGGAGAUCCGUAAUGGGAGUACAGCUGUGUCUCCUCUGAUUGGUCGGUUCUGUGGCAGCACUCUGCCCAGUCCCGUCUUCCCACAAUUCAAUCUGCUCUACCUACGCUUCAAGAGUGACUUCUCACUUGCUCGAGAUGGCUUUGAUGCCACGUGGACGUCAUCUCCUCAUGGUUGUGGUGGCACGCUGUUUGGAGAUCAUGGCUCGUUCACCAGCCCCAACUACCCAGGAACAUAUCCCAACAGUACUCAUUGUGAAUGGGGCAUUAUGGCCCCUCGGGGUCGUGUGGUGACCAUCACCUUUGCCCAGAUUAGUAUUGAUGACCCAGGAAACUGUCAGGACAAUUUCCUCAAGUUGUACGAUGGCUCUGGCCCAUCGUCGCCGCAGAUUGGACCUUACUGUGGAUCGGAAACUAACGUCGCUCCAUUUACGGCCUCCUCCCAUCAGGUGUUUGUGGUUUUCCAGGGACAGUACUCCACCCUGCCUUCAGGGUUCAGACUCACAUGGAGCAGCUAGAUCACACACACACACACACACACACACACACACACACACACACACACACACACACACACACACACACACACACACACACACACACACACACACACACACACACACACACACACACACACACACACACACACACACACAGGAUAUGUUAAAUCAUGUUUAAAGUUGAUCAUCUACUGUUUCAUAAAUAAAUCUUUAGAAUAUUAAGAUAAUAAAAUAUUUAUGAAGUGCAGAAA
Nothobranchius furzeri (turquoise killifish) is the source of this 11182-nucleotide messenger RNA. RefSeq names its product cubilin (intrinsic factor-cobalamin receptor) (gene cubn). NCBI's taxonomy places the organism in Eukaryota, Metazoa, Chordata, Actinopteri, Cyprinodontiformes, Nothobranchiidae. The record is from RefSeq and is a predicted model, not a curated record. Gene Ontology annotation, molecular function: calcium ion binding.